AACUUAUCACCCCCACGAAUUUGUCAUUCUCCUCCCUUUCCCUUCUAUUUAUACUCAACCUUGCUUUACAAGCUCAACAACACGAAAACAGAAGAAAAGAUGAAGCUGGCAGGAAAGGUGGCGAUCGUCACCGGCGGAGCGAGCGGGAUCGGCGAGGAAACCGCCCGCCGCUUCGCCAAACAGGGCGCCCGUGCGGUCGUAAUCGCCGACGUCCAAGACGAACUUGGCCGCGAAGUUGCCUCAUCAAUCUGCCGCCCCAUCACCAAAUCCGUGUACGUCCACUGCGACGUGACCCAAGAGGACCAGGUCAAAUCCCUCGUUCACUCCACCGUGGCAGCGUUCGGCCAGCUGGACGUCAUGUUCAGCAACGCCGGCAUCGCCACGUCAUCCCCCUGCCCGGCCCAGACCGUGCUGGGCCUGGACCUGGAGGCAAUGGACCGGGUUUUGGCGGUCAACGUGAGGGGGACCGCGGCGUGUGUGAAGCACGCGGCGAGGGCGAUGGUGGAAGGGCGCGUGAGGGGUGGGAGCAUCGUGUGUACAGCAAGCGUGGCCGGGUCCACCGGCGGGAGAGGGAUGGUGGAUUAUUACCUGUCGAAGCACGCGGUGGUCGGGCUGGUGAGGUCGGCGAGCGUGCAGCUUGGGGAGCACGGGAUCAGGGUGAAUUGUGUGUCGCCGUACGUGGUGGCGACGCCGAUGGCGUUGCGAGGGUUUGGAGGGGAGAAGGAUGCGGAGUGGGUGGAGAGUACGGUCGGGGUGAAUAUGAGCUUGAAAGGUGUGGCGCUGAGGGCGGGACACGUGGCGGAUGCGGUGGUUUUCUUGGCUUCGGCGGAGUCGGAGCUUGUUACGGGGCUUGAUCUCGUGGUUGACGGUGGGUAUAAAGGUCACCGUCGGUGA
Linum tenue is the source of this 894-nucleotide messenger RNA. Lineage: Eukaryota; Viridiplantae; Streptophyta; Magnoliopsida; Malpighiales; Linaceae. The record is from the annotation of a GenBank genome assembly.